GCAGAAGUUCCAGAACAUGAAAGUCUUGACAUUGGACAAGUGUGAAUAUUUAACCCAUAUACCUGAUGUCUCAGGUCUUCAAAAUUUGGAAAAGUUCUCGUUUGCAUAUUGUCGUAAAUUAAUUACAAUUCACAAUUCAAUUGGACACCUAAAUAAACUUGAAAGGUUAAGUGCAUAUGGUUGCAGCAAGCUCGAACGUUUUCCACCUUUAGGGUUGGCAUCUCUUAACGAAUUGGAUCUCUCUUUUUGUGAGAGUCUCAAGAAUUUUCCAAAAUUAUUAUGCAAGAUGACAAAUAUCAAAGAGAUUGGUAUAUCUUAUACUUCCAUAGGAGAAUUGCCAUCUUCAUUUCAAAAUCUCAAUGAACUUGAUGAGUUAUCAGUAGUGGAAUGUGGAAUGAUGAGGUUCCCAAAACAGAAUGAUCAAAUGUAUUCUAUAGUGUUUUCAAAUUUGAGAAAGCUUAGUCUCAGCGACUGCAACCUCUCAGAUGAAUGUCUCCCAAUAUUUCUCAAGUGGUGUGUUAAUGUGAAAUUGCUAGACUUAUCAUGGAACAAUUUCAAAUUUAUUCCUGAGUGCCUUAGUGAAUGUUACCUUCUUAAUAACCUUAGAUUGGAUAACUGCAAGUCUCUCGAGGAAAUUAGAGGGAUUCCACCAAAUCUUGAAAGGCUUUCUGCAAUGGGAUGCAAAUCAUUGAGUUCCUCAAGUAGAAGAAUGCUAUUGAGUCAGAAGCUACAUGAGGCUGGAUGCAAUAUUCGUUUCCCAAACUUCAGUGAUGGGAUUCCAGAUUGGUUCGAGCACCAAAGCAGGGGAGACACAAUUUCCUUCUGGUUUUGUAAAAAGAUCCCUUCUAUUAUUUCUAUUAUUCUUUUUCCGGGAUGUACAUGUAUUCCAGAAGCCGAUUUAUUUGUCAAUGGCUAUAAAUGUUUUCUUUCUGGUUCUUCAUUUUGUGGUUUUAGUUUAGUUGACAUUUUGGAGUCGGAACAUUCAUUUUUGUUUGAUGUGAAAUUGGAAGAACAGAUUAAACAUUUGAAUCUCAUUUCUGAAAUGGACAAAGCACUUUUAAAAAAUGAGUGGAUCCAUGUGGAGCUUAAUUUUGUAAAGAAUGUUUGGAAUAAAUCGAUCUGUGUGACUGAAAAAUUAAGCAGUGCGCAAAUGGGAAUCCACGUGAGGAAGGAGAAAAGCAACGCAGAGGAGAAUGUGAUAUUCACCGAUCCUCAUAGAGGAUAUAGAAAUACUUCAUUAUCACAAUUUGAGCCUCCUCUGAAAAAGCAAAGAUUGGUGGAAGUGGUAGUUUCAGAGACAGAAAUUUGGCAGCAGCAACAUCUAGCAUUAUUGUCACUGCAACAACAAAUGGCUUUAUUACCACAGCAACAACGUAUAACUGUUUUGUCAGGCAUGUGGAACUUGGUGCUUAGUGAAACAAAGCAAAGCACUUCUAAGAAAAAGCAUGCGGAAGUGGGAGUUUCGGAGACAGAAAUUUUGCAGCAACAACAUCUAGCUUUAGUGUCAGGCAUGCAAAACUUGGUGCUUACUGAAACAAAUGAGGAACAUCUUUGCUAGAUAGAUUCCUUUGUCCAGUGCAUUGUCAGGAAACCAUCUGUAGUCGUCUGGCUUUUUGCAUUGUCACACGAGAUGUGUAGUGAUGGCUCACCGCUCACACCACAAUAUCUGCGACUUGUUCGAAAAGGCAUUGGGUAAAGAUAUGCUUUACAGCUCAGUUGUACUGUUUCGUUGCUACAUUGAGUAUGAAUUGUACAUUGCACAUGAUUCUUCUGCGUCUCGACGUAUCUUCAUUCGUGCUAUCCAUGCCUGGUGUGUAUUUGUGUUUUAGGUUACUUCUCUAAUGCUAAAAACUUGUUCUCUCUCCCCAAAAAUGUGGUAAUAAAAAAAAACUAUUUAUUAGUUGUUCUGAUUUCUGACGUAGAUAUUUGGUAGAACUAGAAAGGACUGUACAGAUUAAGCUGUUUUAAUGCAUUAGUUAUUAAGCUGUUUGAUUUUUGUAGUCUAAAAUUCUAAAUGUUACCAUCCAUUCU
Molecule: messenger RNA, 2031 nt
Organism: Medicago truncatula (barrel medic)
Lineage: Eukaryota; Viridiplantae; Streptophyta; Magnoliopsida; Fabales; Fabaceae
Product: disease resistance-like protein CSA1
Exons: 3
Coding region: 17-1558 (513 amino acids)
Cellular component (GO): cytoplasm
Molecular function (GO): protein binding
Source: RefSeq, a predicted model, not a curated record